Anopheles coustani is the source of this 432-nucleotide messenger RNA. Its product is annotated as basic helix-loop-helix transcription factor scleraxis-like. Gene Ontology annotation, molecular function: protein dimerization activity; DNA-binding transcription factor activity, RNA polymerase II-specific; RNA polymerase II transcription regulatory region sequence-specific DNA binding. The coding region runs from base 1 to 432 and encodes 143 amino acids. The transcript is spliced from 2 exons. Lineage: Eukaryota; Metazoa; Arthropoda; Insecta; Diptera; Culicidae. The record is from RefSeq and is a predicted model, not a curated record. Gene Ontology annotation, biological process: regulation of transcription by RNA polymerase II; developmental process.
AUGAGCCGAAACCGGCAGCGCGGCAACAACAGCAACCUCCUACCAUCGGCACUGGAACCGUCCGGAAUCCACGGCGAGCAACAGCAGCAGCAGCAACAGUGUGGCUUCGAGCAGCGGCUGCAGGCAAACGCGCGGGAACGCUACCGGACGCACAGUGUCAACGCGGCGUUCAGCACCCUGCGCCAGCUCAUCCCGACCGAGCCGAAGAACCGCAAGCUGUCCAAGAUCGAAACGCUCCGGCUGGCGAAGAGCUACAUCUCGCACCUGGUCGCCGUGCUGGUGACCGGCAACAGCCAGCGACCCUGCGGUGGCAUCGAGCAUCCCGCACCGAGCGGCCACAACCUUCGGCGACCCAACGACCAGGACGAACCGGCACCGGAAACUGGACGCCCAACAAUCUGCACGUUCUGCGUCACGUUCGACAAGUGCUAG